AGCAGGGUCACUGGUGAAGUCCUUCUUGACUUCACACCUGCUGAUAAUAAAUUCAAACACAGAGCUGUAGUGCUGAGGAGAGGCCGUUAGCUUUUUGAAUCCAGAGCGUUUGAGAAAAGACAGCACGAUGGCAGCCACUCUUUGUCAGGUCUUGGGCUUUCUACUGAGUCUGUUAGGGGUGGCGGGAGUAAUUGCGGCGACGGGGAUGGACCAGUGGGCGACGGAGGACCUCUUUGACAACCCUGUGACCGCCGUGUACUCGUAUUCGGGCCUGUGGAGGUCGUGUGUCCGGCAGAGUUCUGGCUUCACAGAGUGCCGACCGUAUUUCACCAUUCUGGGACUGCCAGCUCUGCUCCAAGCUGUCCGGGCCUUGAUGAUUGUAGGUAUUGUUCUGGGAGUCAUCGGCUGCCUUAUCGCCAUAUUUGCACUGAAGUGCUUGAAAAUGGGGAACAUGGAGGACAACAUCAAGGCCACGAUGACCCUGACAGCCGGGAUCUUGUUCCUUCUUGCAGGGGUCUGUGGCAUUGCUGGCGUGUCUGCCUUUGCCAACUUGAUUGUGCAGAGUUUUCGGUUCACGUCAUAUGCUGGUGAAGGGUUUGGUAUGUAUGGAGGAGGUGUUGGUGGACUUACGGGAGCUCUGACUCCAAGGUACACUUUUGGCCCCGCUCUUUUCGUUGGCUGGAUUGGUGGUGCUAUAUUGGUCAUUGGAGGCAUCAUGAUGUGUCUGGCCUGCCGUGGAAUGACUCCAGAUAACAAGCAAAGGUAUGAUGGGAUGGCCUACAAACCUGCCUCUCAACACACCGUCUACAAGUCUGACAUCAGGCCCCGUCCAGCCUACAAUGACUCCUACAAAGCCCAGAGUGUGGACGGCAGGCAGUCCACCCAGAGAUUUGACUAUGUGUAGAAUCAUUUCAUUCAUCUUUUUGUUUUGUUUUUUAUGUCCACAGCUCUGUGAUGAUGCUUGACUUUUUCACUUUUUUUUGCCUGCAUUCAAAGGAAGAGUGUUUUUUUUUUUUUUUAUUUCUCUGUACUUUAAUCUGUCAGAAACAUUUAUGGUCUUUUUUUUAUUAUUAUCAUAUAAUCAUAAUUAUAAAAAUCUUUGUGUUUUGUGAUUUACUUUUGUGUCAUUUCUUUCUUUUGUGUCAAUAAUAACUAAUGAAGUUAUUCUUAUUUUGGCUCAGUCAGACUUCGUGACAUCAUGUAACACAAAGUAAAGAAUAAGACUAGAUUGGAUAUAUUAGAAGAUUGGAGACAGUUGUCUUGUGCUGUUGGGUCUACAUUGUGUAUUUAUCAAAUUCAUUAUUAAAUUAAAAAGGGUCAUGUUACAGCAAACUAUUCAUCACCUAGACAUUAGUUUACACCCAGAGCAGGUAAGUUCAAUUAUUGUGAGUCAAAAUGAAAAAAAAAAAGAAAACAGAAUUAAGUUGAUCAAAACAUUGCUUAUUACUGAUGCAAUGGAGCUCAAAUUACAUUACAUACAAUUAUCGUUAGCCAAACUGACUAAAUAACAUUGGUUAGGUUAACUUAUUUGGAUAAUGGAUUUAUAAAUGCAUAUGUCUAAUGUGUAUUUAUGUGUUUAGGUGUGAUUGCACUUACCUCAAACUCUUAAAAAAAUUAAAUGAGGCUGAGAGGUUAGAUUUAACAUUGAAAUAAGUGGAGAAGUUAAUUGAAUUUGAGCAUGUCCUGUCAUAAAAGAGAGGAUCAAAACAUCUGAAAUAAACAACCAUAUUGAUUAUUA
This is a messenger RNA of Larimichthys crocea (large yellow croaker), 1738 nucleotides long. Its product is annotated as claudin-18. The record is from RefSeq and is a predicted model, not a curated record. The transcript has 5 exons. Gene Ontology annotation, cellular component: bicellular tight junction; membrane. Gene Ontology annotation, molecular function: structural molecule activity. The coding region runs from base 128 to 904 and encodes 258 amino acids. Lineage: Eukaryota; Metazoa; Chordata; Actinopteri; Sciaenidae.